Messenger RNA from Andrographis paniculata, 2014 nucleotides. Its product is annotated as (-)-endo-fenchol synthase, chloroplastic-like. Gene Ontology annotation, molecular function: terpene synthase activity; magnesium ion binding. The coding region runs from base 1 to 1908 and encodes 635 amino acids. The record is from RefSeq and is a predicted model, not a curated record. The transcript is spliced from 7 exons. Gene Ontology annotation, biological process: diterpenoid biosynthetic process. NCBI's taxonomy places the organism in Eukaryota, Viridiplantae, Streptophyta, Magnoliopsida, Lamiales, Acanthaceae.
AUGACCAUGGCUGCCAUAACCCUUUGCCCUAACUUUGCAAGUCCUAGUCCUAGUCCUAACAUAAUAAUAGCAAAGAACCUCUUCAACUUCAAACCUCCGCGCCUCAUUAGCACUAUUAAUAAUGCCUUUCUCAAAGCCAGGUGCAAAGCAACAGCAACAGAUGCACAGACACGGCGCUCCGGGAACUACGAAAAAUCCCCAUGGGAUUUCGAUUCUAUUCAUUCCUUGAAUAGCCCCUACACCGAAGAGAGAUACCUGGCAAGAGCCUCCGAGCUGCAGCUGAAAGUGAAGCAACUGCUACUCGACCUGGAGGGAUCUCCAAAACAACUCCAACUGGACUUCAUUGAUGACUUACAUCGCCUUGGAAUAUCCUCAAAUUUCCGGGACCAAAUCAUCGACAUCCUCACCUCCCUAUAUCACCACAAAUAUGUGAACAACAACAACAACAUUAAUAGUGAUAAUGAUAAUGAUGCAAAGAUGGAUUUGUACUCUACAGCACUUGAAUUCAGGCUCCUCAGGCUAUACGGCUUUUCAGUUCCUCAAGAGGUAUUUGAUUGUUUCAAGGCGAGCGAUCAUGUCGAAUUCGAUCCAAACCUGCUUGGUGAUCAUGACGACACCCACACCAAAAGUUUGCUACAGCUCUACGAAGCUUCUUUCCUGUCGAAACCUGGGGAAACCACGCUGGAUUCAGCCAGAGAAUUCGGCAACAAGUUCCUACAAAAGAAACUCGUAGAUGGAACCAUCAAUGAUCAGCACCUGUCAGAAAUGGUGCGCCGAGAGCUGGAGCUCCCACUACAUUGGACGAUCGAAAAAGGCUACGCAAGAUGGUUCAUCCCAGCCUAUGAGACAAGAGCAGACAUGAAUAGAGAUGUCCAUGAAUUUGCAGCACUACACUACAACAUCAUCCAAGCUACAUACCAACAAGAAUUCAAAGAUUUCUCCAUGUGGUGGAGGAACUUGGGGUUCGCUGAAAAGCUACCAUUUGUGAGGAACAGACUGGUAGAAUCCUUUAUGUGGGCACUACUUGUAGUGCAGCCUCGAGACAUGGGAUAUACAAGGAUUUUGUAUGCUAAAGCUGUCAUCUGCAUAACCUCAGUAGAUGAUAUUUUCGACGUCUAUGGUAGCUUUGAUGAACUGAAACUCUUUGCUGAGGCAUUUCAACGGUGGGACUUGGACUCAAUUAACCAUCUUCCGGAUUAUAUGCAAAUCGCCUACAUAGCAGUAAACAAACUUAUCAUCGACACUUCUUACGAUAUUCUCAAGAAACAGAGAUUCAAUGCCAUUCCAUAUUUUAGGAGAGUGUGGUCGGAGCUGGUGGGGGCAUACCUCAAAGAAGCAGAAUGGUACCACAGUGGCCACACACCAUCCAUGGAAGACUAUAUCAACAACGGUGUCACCUCAUCUGGAGCUCCUCUAGCCAUGUCCCAUGCUUAUUUUCCAAUUAUGAAUCCAUUGGACAAGGAGACCGCCGAUGCCUAUUUCAACUACCGUGAUCUAGUCAACCGUGAUCUAGUCAACCGGUGUGCAGUCCUCGUCCGGAUUAUAAACGACAUCAGCACUUCCCCGGUGGAGAUGGAGAGGGGAGAUGUGCCAAAAUCAGUCGAAUGCUACAUGACGGAAGCUGGAGUUUCUAGGAAAGAGGCAGAAGAGAAGAUAUGGCAGUUGAUAGAUGAGGCAUGGAAAGAGUUAAACCAAGAAGCACAAGAUGGAGAUUUCUACCAUCCACAGCAUUUCAUCGAUGCCGUAUUGGAGUGUGUCAGAGCAACGCAUUUUUGUUACAGAUUUGGCGAUGGCCUUGGUGGUGUUGCUAAAUCUAAGAUCAUCAAGGAGAUGAUUGCAGAUAUAUUCUUUAACCCAAUCCCAUGCACCCACACUGGCACCAGCACCAGCAUCACGUGUUCUAACUAAUUAGUACUUCUCUAAUACUAUUUCACAUAUUAUCGCUUCAUUGCCUAAACAUCAUCCUACACAACAUCUUCAUAAAAAUAAGUCAAUCCAAAGUUGUUAUCAGCUU